AGGAAGAGCGAGACUAUUAAAGCAAACCGCUCGGAGUCGGGGCAGCAGUUCAGUAUCGAAGCGACUGUCAGACAGGUGGAGUUGUAACAAAGCUUUCAGAAUGGCAUACGAAUCCAGCAGUAGCGAGUGCCUCUCCAUGAUGCAAACCAACACUACCCAUUUCGACCUGGAGCUGGAAUGUCCUUUUAAGUCCCAGAUUAAAUAUACAGCAAUGCAACAGUUGGUCACCCUGGUCAUCACUGUGGGAAGGCUAAAAUCCUACAGAAGGAAGGUCACCAAACCGUUGAGCGACACAGAUUUAGUCCGCUUUCUCAUGGAUCAGGAAAUUCUAGAGGAGAAAAAAGUCCAGGAAGUCACCAGCAGCAACCCUUUUGAGAGUGAAAGCAUCUUUUCCCAAAACCAGAGCAACAUUCUGCACUCCAUCAGGGACUUGGAGCAGAAAUGCUGGGUGGUCCGGCAGUUCUCUGACCAUUCUGACCUGAUAGCUGUGACUCUGCAGGGCCCCAACCUCAAGCGUGAAGUUAAACUGAAUCUCUCCACUUACCGGCUUGUAAAUCCUUCAAAGAUGCAGCCUGUCAUUUUAGGAAUCGCAGGUACAAAGCUGUACUUGUCAUGUGCUAAACCUGCGGACACCCCUGUACUGCAGCUGGAGGAGGUAGAUGACAGCAGUCAACUGCAGAUCAUUGACUCUAAUUCUGACAUGGUUCGUUUUCUCUUCUACAAGCAAGAGAGUGGCUCGACCACACAAUUUGAGUCAGCCCUUUGUGAAAGCUGGUUCAUCAGCACAGAUUUUGAUGAGCGGAAGGAGGUGACGCUAUGCCACAUGGAAAACCAAGUGCAAGAACGCAACACUAGGUUCCUGAUGUUUCGUUAAGAAAUCUCCCCACAAAAGGAAUCCACCUCUUUAAGAAACCAGCUGCUGGUUUAUAAAUAAAAACUAAAUCAAAGUAUGUACAAAGUACAAAAUGUAAAGGAAAAAUGAAUGUAACUGCACUUAUGUAUAUGUGCCUGUCAGGGAGGGUGCUCAGGUAGCAAAGGACAAUUCUAAUAAAUCCCUCCAUUAAAUGAAAGAACUGACAGACUUAGACGGGCACGUAUCACAGAGUGAUCCUUUAGUGUUCUACUUUUUUGAAAGUAGCAUCAAGAUCUUCUAUUUUGUAAUUUAUUUUUAUAUGACUUAUUUAUUAUCUUUGGUUUACUUGCUUGCAAGUCAGUAUUUCUAGUGUAUUUAAUUUCACACAUUCUUUUUUCUCCUGGAACAAAUCUGUCUUAUUUAAAUGUUUUAUUUAUGAAUAUCUUGUACUGUAUAGCACUGUUUAAUAUGAAAAUGUUUUAACAGCCUUUAUGUGGGAUGCAAGGAAAUGUAAAACUGAGUGUCAUUUCGGACUCUCUGCACUAUCCCAUUGUGAACCUUUAACUCUUAUUCAGAUUCAGUGAUUUGCUAUAAAUGCUUAGGCAAGGCCAUAAUGUUAAAUAUGAUUGUGUCUUUGCUAAUUUUGGAUGUUAAAUUACAAUUUUUAUUCUUUAUUUUAUCACUUCAUUUCAGCUAUAUACACACUAAAGACUGAUUUUUUUAAAUUAAUGGUGACAUCACCACUAUUUAUUUAUGUAUUUAUUAAUUAUUUAUCAUAAUGAUUUUCACUAUGCCUUCAUUUGUAUUUAAUUUAUUCCAUUUGUUUCUAUCCUUUGGUUCUUUGUUCAUCACUUGUUUCAUAUCCCACCACUUCUAAACAUGUCAAAGUAGAGAGGCAGUAGAGUCAAAGGUUCAGCUUUCUUCUUUACAAUGAGAACUGUGUGUGCAACUGUUCAUUUGUUUUUAUGACUGUGUGUGUAUUAUUUAUUGUGAAAAUGUGAUGACUGUUAUGAAAUGUACUGAAUACAAAAGUGAGUGUUUACUAGUUUCUUUUUUGUAUAAAAAAACUCAAAUAAAAAAUUAUUUUUUAAA
Molecule: messenger RNA, 1945 nt
Organism: Erpetoichthys calabaricus (reedfish)
Lineage: Eukaryota; Metazoa; Chordata; Cladistia; Polypteriformes; Polypteridae
Gene: il1b
Product: interleukin 1, beta
Exons: 7
Coding region: 101-874 (257 amino acids)
Biological process (GO): positive regulation of gene expression; inflammatory response; cytokine-mediated signaling pathway
Molecular function (GO): cytokine activity
Source: RefSeq, a predicted model, not a curated record